GGCAACACUGAUUUUAGUGUUGCCCAAUGGCAGUCUGACGAAUUUUCUGGGAGUGUUUUCUGUCCGGGUGCCGAGAAAAGGGCAUUUUCCUGGCUGAAAAAUGGCCCAUUUCCUAUCCAAUACGACUGUGCAGUAUGUCUGUGCCUGUGGGAUUCUCAAUCCUCUCACCAAACUCUUCUUCUGCCGUCAUUGUCUGGCUUUGAGGUGCGAUUUCUGCCUCUGCCACGAAGUCGACUCUCACUUUUGUUACAAUUGCGUGGAAAAUAUCCCAUCUUCGGAGGCCAAACUGAAGAAAUACAAGUGCAGCAGCUGCUUCGAUUGUCCCAGCUGCCAACACACCCUCUCAGCCCGGGCUACGACUGUCACGGUGCCCAGGAAAGCUGACGAAGAACCAGCUGCAGGGGAUUCCAAGGCAGCAGCAGCAAUCACCCGGAAGAUGUACUACCUGGCCUGCUUGGCCUGUCGCUGGACGUCCAGAGAUGUGGGCAUCCCUGAUCAAACUGUAGCCACGGGAUCAUGGCCAGAGUGUGAAUAUUCCCAUGCUACGAGAUUUGCUCUCCUCAUGGAGCACUUCCAGGCCGUUGUGCUGCGCGAUAAGCAGGAAAGGCAGGAUUAUUUGCGCCGAAAGACCCCAAAACAGCACAAAUAUCCCAAUCUGACUGAUCGCACUGGCCUGACAGUCUCAAUGAUCCGUCGGCAGAUGGGAUGGUCAGACAAAACUCCACCCAAAGCCAAGCCAAUUGAAGUUAAUCCCUCAGAAGCCACAGAUGAAGUUGAUCAACUUCCUGACUCCAUCUUCACGGAGCCCGUGAAUCUCCGGGAGCUCACGACAAUCAAGCAGAGACUCUCCCAACCAGCUGGACAACCCGUCACCGUCAAACAUUUAUUCCCUCAGCACAAGAGUCUCUCCAUUAAGCGUUCUCUGCGCUGCCGGCAGUGUGAGCACAAUGUCAUCAAGCCCGAAUACAAUCCAUCAUCCAUCAAGUAUCGCAUUCAACUCUUUGCUGCCCAUCAUGUGCCUGACAUUCGCAUCGUCAAGCUCCCGGACAAACUCCAAGGAGGCAUUCAAGUGAAACUUCAGCUCAAGUUCUCCAAUCCCACAAUCCACGAGAUGACUGUGGCAAUCAAGGAGCUGCCGUCGUCAGACGAGGAAACAGCCCUGAUUGAGGAGAUGAAGAAGGCUGUUGUCUCCUCAACGCCUUCCAGUCUCAAUGUUUCACUCUCCCGGCAAGUUUCUCUGACAGAGGAGCCAAGAUUUGUCGAUCAGAGGGUCACGGCUAAAAUUGAGCUUCCAGAGGAGUCUUUUGUGCUGCCCCAUCGGGAUGAUUCGGCUGAGUUUGAUGAGGAUCUGCAGCUUCCGCGGGAAGAUCCCAAGUUCGUCAUUUGGCGCAGAGCUAACAAAGCCUGCAUUGAGCUCUCAAUGGAGCCUCAGGACAACCUGGCGCCCGGAUCUGAGACAAUUAUCGGAUUCACCGUGCAGUAUUCCUACGUGAACACUGUCCAGGUGCCUGAGAAGAAGGAUCCACAGACUCAUACGCUCAACUCACGCGUUUACAUCAAUUGCGGAACAAUUUCCGGCAAAUAAAAUUCACGAUUACUGCGAUCACUAAUCACUUUGCUUUUCAAUUGAAAUAAACACAAUUAUUCCUUACCAA
Molecule: messenger RNA, 1655 nt
Organism: Phlebotomus papatasi
Lineage: Eukaryota; Metazoa; Arthropoda; Insecta; Diptera; Psychodidae
Gene: DCTN4-p62
Product: dynactin subunit 4
Exons: 2
Coding region: 101-1585 (494 amino acids)
Cellular component (GO): dynactin complex
Source: RefSeq, a predicted model, not a curated record